AUGUCGUGGACUGAACAGCGUGACGGCUCCUGGAGUCGGCCACUUGACUGCCAUGAUCGACUCUUCCAGUUUAUUGGCGACCAGGCCAAGCCGCUGGAUCGCGAGCACUGGCUGCUCGUGGGGAAUGUGCGGCUCAAGCUGUCCCCCACGAAGGCGGACUCGAUAGCGGACGAGCUCCGCCAGGCGUGGAAACGACUGCGUUUGCAACACCCCGACAUUGCCCUCGAGCUGGUCGAGGGGAACGAGAAGCGGUACCUCCCCGUGCAUAGCCAACAGGCCCUCCACGCCUGGAGCGACGCUACUUUUCGCAUCGAGUCCGACGUGCCGUCCGCCGAUCAUUUCUUCACUCAUCGGCUGCGACGCGCCGACCCUCAAGCCACCUGCCACUGGGUCCCGGCUAGCUGCGAACUGGUUCUCGUCUCCCAGCACUGGCGCUGGGACGGAUGUGGUCUUCUCAUGAUGCUCCACGAGCUGCUGGCUCAGCUGGAGCAUCCACCCUCGGCCCCAACAGCCUCCGUCGACUUGGACGGCCGCGAGGCUGCCCGCCUGGUCCCAUCUCUCGAUGUCGUCCUGGGCAUGCCGGAGAUCGAGAAAGAGGACAAGACCCGUGCGCUCGGCUGGGACAAACAAGCUGACGACCUCCUCGGCAAGUUCAUCGCCGGGAUACCAUCCAUCGGGGUUUACAAGGCUCCCUCGUCCUCCUCCGAUGCGCCUUCGCCAGUGCCGCAGCUCCCCGGAAAGACGAUCCGAGUCGAGCAAGUCAUCCCACGAGAGCUCACAGCCUCCAUCCGACGAGCCGCCCGCUCACGACACAACGUAACGGUGACCAGUGCGGUGCACGCAUCAGCGAUCGUCGCGACGGUGCGCGCCAACCCAACCUCCCCGGCCACACGCUUCACCUCCUGGGCGAUGUUCGAUCUUCGAAAACACUGUCCUGCGCCCUUCGACGGGCCCCUACAUGCCCCCUCCCUCCGCACCUUUGGCCUCCCCAUCAACCUCGACGCCCGUGCCCCCUGGCCCGAUCUGGCACACGCCCUGCAAACCAUCUACCACGAGCAGCCGUGGACACCCCCUGAUAGCGACCUGCUGUACAAUCGGGUCCCCUACAUCAACAAGGUAAUCACCAUGCUCGCGACACCCCCGCCCCCCGACCUGCCUCCGGCUUCGGAACCCAGCAUCAGCAGUCUCGGCGUGCUAGACCGCUACGUCAAACCUCGCUACGCAGACGACGUCGACGUCGCGGACGUCUCGGUGGCCGUGCAUCAGCUGUCGCCGCAGCUGUACGUCCACGUGUGGAGCUGGGAUGGGGAAAUGCACCUCUCGACGUGCUUUAAUGAGACGUACCACGAGCGGGAGUUUGUGACGGAGUGGCUGGCGGAUGUGGUGGGGAUUCUGGUGGAGAAUCUCCUUUCUUAA
Molecule: messenger RNA, 1416 nt
Organism: Aspergillus affinis
Lineage: Eukaryota; Fungi; Ascomycota; Eurotiomycetes; Eurotiales; Aspergillaceae
Exons: 1
Coding region: 1-1416 (471 amino acids)
Source: RefSeq, a predicted model, not a curated record